UUGUUGGGCACGAAUGCCACUCGUUGCGCGUGCUUAUAAUUUGGAGAGGUGUAUGCAGCGCACGGCCCGGUCGCCUUUCCAGGUGGAAAUCCACGAGGAGCUGAGACCGAACUUAACUGGGACGACUGGUGAACCCGGUUCAGGACAGGUGAAAUUCCCAGCAGGCUGCUGGGAAGGCCACAGGAUCGAUUUCGAUGCAGGGAAAUAACCGAGUCAGCACGGGUAGGAGAUCCGCAGAUAUAUCCGUCUGAACACGUCCGCGAACUUUUACCGCAAUUUACAGAAAUAUGUCUUUGUUAAAACGAGAGAAAGACCCUGAAACAUCACUGAGAUUUACUGAAAGACCACCGACACCUCUGAGAAAACGGGCUGCAGGGCCGAAUGACCGAGACCACAGCAUCGAUCAGAACCGGGCCGAACUGUUCGGACCGAAAACACGCAGAUUUGUGACUUUAAAUCAGUGGACAGUAAAUUUAGGAUUAAAAUUAAAGCUUGAUUAAAGAAAAUAACUCAUGGUAGAAACGUUUACAUUCAUGAUUUAAUAAAAUAAAAAAGAAAUCAGAAUCAAGUCAAAGUGAACAGCAAAGGCAGAGAAAUUAAAGGGAUUGUUUUUAAUAAAUGUAUUUUUAUAUCCGGUUAAAUAUUAUUUUUUAGUUGUUUCUAAAAAUUUUCAAACAUUCUGAGAUUAUCAACAUUUAUUCCUUUAUUUUUACUCUUAUUUUUUGUUACCUUUUUCUUCCCCUAGUUCUUUUUUUUAUAUAAAAUAUUUCUUGUCUUUUUUUUGUACACAUAUAUUACAGUGAGUUUUCAGAGCCUCUUUAAUGUUCCUCUCGGUUUGGAAAUAAAGUGUUUUUUUUUCUCUGUCUGUGUUGCAGGUCAUGGAUGAAGUCCCGUGGAUGUUUAACUCCAGCCAGUUGAAGAAUAACUGAGGAAUACCGAGGAGACGUUUCCCUCUGGAUUCACUUUAGUUCAAACUCCAGGUUUGAUUUGAUUUUGAUGAUAAAUUUAAUCAUCUGCCAUGACAAAGAUCUGCCUGAUGUGAAGGACUAGACUGGGAGCCGGAAGGAUUUCUUCUUCUGUGAGUGAAUCGGCGCAGACAUGAAGGAGAAAUCUAAAACUGCCGCAAGGACUAGACGAGAAAAGGAGAACAGUGAGUUUUAUGAACUGGCCAAAAUGUUACCCUUACCGUCCGCCAUCACCUCCCAGCUGGACAAGGCGUCCAUCAUCAGACUGACCACCAGCUACCUGAAGAUGCGGAUAGUUUUCCCUCAGGGUGAGACUCUGAACGCAACACGGUCCGACUUCCUCACUUCAUUUUCACCCGAACAGAACCGACAUUUCCUGGACCUAAAACAUGAGCAGACUUCUAAUUUAGUAUAAGUUUAAAAAAUAUAAAUAUUAAAUUUUUAUUUGAUUUGGAUAAAAAUGCACCUAAAAUAGAAAAAAAAAUUCCCCCAGUCACUUUUGUUUUUAUUCUAACAUAUAUACUCCUAAUGAAAAUAACCGUUAAUGCGUUAAAAUAUGAACAUUAUAAAGAGACAUUUAAAGAUAGAUAAUAAUUUUAAACCAUCAUAAAUACAUUUGAGAUUUAAAAAUAAAAGCCUAAUAAAAAUAGACUCAUUAGUAACAUUGUUAAAUAAUAUCAUAAAAGUAGAAUAUAAAUUAACUCAUUUGAAGAAUUAAAAAUAGUUGUUUUUUUAUUUUUCUAUUAUUGGAUUGAGUUUGUUUAAAUGGAGCAGAUCUGUCUCCGUGUUUUACACAUGCAGCUGCUCUCUGAAGGUUUUUAUUAUUCUGCGUGAUAAAGAUCCAGAUGAGUCAGUUUUAUGUUUAUUAAAAACAGGAAAACACGCCAUUACACACGACCAAACUUCACUCUAAGAAAACCAGUCUGACAAUCCUAAAUGGAAUCAGUUCACCACAUGUAGAUUCAGAUGUUUCUGACUACAACAGAGGACAGAAAAGAGCUUCAGAAACAACAUCCUUCCGUAGAAAAACAGACUUGUUUUCACUUUAUAGUCCUCUUUCUUUCUUUCUUUGGCGGAGUGAUAUGGAGCUGUCUGUCUGUCUGUCCGUCACUUCUUUUCUUUUUCAUGUCCAGCAGAGAGGAGAACAUCUGUAAUUUAGUGAAACCACAUCUUCAGGAGAUUUCGGAUGAAUUUUAAUGAGCAGCUCUCUCUUUGUUCAGUUUUUUUAGUGCCAACAACAACAGCGAGAAAUAUCGGAACAAACAAAUCAAAACACGAUUUUUAAUCUCAACAAGUAUUCCGAUAUUAUUCAAAGAUAUUAUUUUAAUGCUUUAUUUUUUUCUUGAUUUUCUUCGUGAUUGUUCUCCUCAGAUUUAGUGUGUAAACUGCAGCUGUUUUUAGAGGCACGUGGCUCUUGAAUACACCUUAUAAACACCAACAGAUAGGUGAGGGUUCAGGUCCGUGCAGGAGACACGUGCACACGCUUUCACUGCUAAAUAGGCCUUUUUAACAGGCCUGAGGGUGUGUGUGUGUGUGUGUGUGUGUACUUGUAGUCUUUUUAACAGCCUCAUUGCAGAGGGAUUAGUGAGUUUUAAAUUAAGGUGCUCUGAUCGGUUUGGUAAAAAUAAUCAUUAAUUUGAUGUAAUUUUACAAAAGUCUGACUGUAAUAACAAUUUUUUGCUUUUUUACAUUUUUUAUGUUUAUUUUAUAUACAAAGAAAAAUACAUGAGUAUAUCAAUACGCGACCUAAAAGUAGUGCCAUGUUCUGGGCUGCAGGUCUAGGAGAAGCGUGGGGUCAUGCGAGCCGAACCAGAUCUUUGGACAAUGUUGGACGGGAGCUGGGUUCUCAUUUACUGCAGGUAUACAUUUAUUGUUACUGUUAUUAUUAUUAUUAUUGAUAUGGGGCUGCAGUGAAUCUGUGAGAAAUAUCGAAUCUGUGUUGGUGUUUGUUUUCAGACUCUGGACGGUUUCAUCUUCGUUGUCGCUCCGGAUGGAAAAAUUAUGUAUAUUUCAGAGACAGCGUCCGUCCACUUAGGACUCUCUCAGGUCCGUUUAAUACUCUCAAGACUUAAACAUAUUUUAUUUUCCAUCUAUUUCUUCCUCUCGAAAAUAUCCUUCACGCUUAAAUGACUGGAGAUCUUUCAACAGGUAGAGUUGACCGGGAACAGUAUUUAUGAGUACGUCCAUCCGGCCGAUCAUGACGAGAUGACCGCCGUGCUGACGCCUCACCAGCCCUACCACUCACACUUCGUCCAGGGUAAAACACUCUGUCAGACAUUUUAUAACCUAUUUGCAUUUUUAUUACGUCUUAGUGUGUCCAGAAUCAGUAUGUGGUUAUUAGAAAUCCGGCACAGAUGGGGCGCAGGCGCAGCGCUGUGCGUAACAAGACGCAUUAUCAUCAUUAUUAUUAUUAUUAUUAUUAUUAUUAUUACAGGAAAUAUUCAAGCGUUUUCUUGUAUUUUCACCAUUUCUACCACAGCAGAUACUACAUUUUAGGGUCUUAAAUCUAGUUACUAAAAUAUAGUAAUUGAAGAAUGAGUGCAGCUGCAGAGCCCGUUUCAAAAACAGGAAAACAUGUUUUUUUUUCUCUCGUUUUUAUUAGAAUAUGAAGUGGAGCGAUCUUUCUUCCUGAGGAUGAAGUGUGUGUUGGCCAAGAGAAACGCAGGCCUGACCAGCGGGGGAUACAAGGUGGGCAGUGAGACCCUGCAGGUCCUUUAUGUCUAAUUAAAAGUCAAUUAAUCCGUGAAAUAAAUGCAUUUAAAUUCAAAGAAAAAAACGAAAAUUUUAAUGGAUGAAAUUUUUGUCCAUGGAGGAUUAUUUUUGUUUCUACGAAUUAAAGAAUGUGGUAGAAAAAAACUGCUCAUUGACAUUAAAUAUUAUUGUGUAUCAUAUGAAAUAUUGUGAUUGAUUGAUUGGUUGUCAGGUAAAUUCAGGUCUCUGCUCUCUCCCAGGUGAUCCACUGCAGCGGAUACCUGAAGAUCCGUCAGUACAGUCUGGACAUGUCGCCCUUCGAGGGCUGCUAUCAGAACGUGGGUCUGGUGGCUGUGGGUCACUCGCUGCCUCCGAGCGCGGUGACGGAGAUCAAACUGCACAGUAACAUGUUCAUGUUCAGGGCCAGUCUGGAUAUGAAGCUCAUCUUCCUCGACUCCAGGUGAACAGCACUUUUUAAUUUCUAUAGAUGAACUCCUUCUUCAAACACGUCCCCUGUAUAAUAAUAAUAAUAAUAAAUAAUACGUAUAAAUCCUGGAGUCACUCAGCAUAUUUUGAACACAGCUGCUUCACUCCUCUCCAGGGUGGCCGAGCUGACGGGUUACGAGCCCCAGGACUUGAUCGAGAAAACCUUGUACCAUCACGUCCACAGCUGUGACAUCUUCCACCUCCGCUGUGCACACCACCUCUGUGAGUCACAACCUGCUCGUUAUUCUUCUGUUCCUCCAGCAGACAGGCUGACCUCUUUGUCCGACAGUAACCUGCUGCACAAUCACACAGUCGUAGACGUGGUUAAUUACGCUCAUCUCUCUCUCUCUCUCUCUCUCUCUUCUGUCUGAUUUCCGUCUCCCUCCCAGUGCUGGUAAAAGGCCAAGUCACCACUAAGUAUUAUCGUUUCCUCGCCAAGCACGGCGGCUGGGUCUGGGUCCAGAGUUACGCCACGAUUGUGCACAACAGCAGGUCCUCCAGACCUCACUGUAUCGUCAGCGUCAACUAUGUCCUCACGUGAGUCCCUCUCAGAAAACGUCUCUUAUGAAACAGACUGAAGAACAAUAGUUCCAUUUUUUCAUGUCAAAAGAAUCAUCUCUGCAUAAAUCACGGUCUGAAUGUUUCGUUUCUUUGUUUUUCAAACACUGAGUUGUAACACUUGAUGCAUUUUGGACUGAAAUCCCUGAAAUUACAGCUCCACAAACACAGUAACAAAAGGCCUCAGUGGAAGAACAGCAGCUGCAUAUUAAAUGGUGUUUGCAGAAGGGCCAGCACUGAAUAUUUAACUAGAUUAAGCAAAAUCAUAUCAUACACUCCUGUGAUCUGUGCUUGAGGCUCUCACGAUUGGGUCUUUGUCUCAAAGAAAUCCUCCUCUUUAUCCCUCUGUAGCCUCUCUGAACAAAUCUGCCAAAUACUGCAGGCUGCAGGGCUCAGGCAGUUGUGUGUUAUGAGAGCACAAAGCACACUAAGGCCCUCUGGGACAGCAAGACAAACACCGGGGUUCAACCCCAUCAGAAAACCUCUACUGUCAUCAUCGAUCUGCAGUCCAAGGAAAGCAGAAUCGAUCAAACGGGGAACUGGGAAUCAAUAGCUAUCUCAUAGCUGGAGCACAUGUUGGAUUUUCCUUGUUAGGUUUUCUUGAUCCACAUGUCCCUGUCUGUGUUUGUGUGUCCUUUGGUGUGAGUUUGUGAGUCGGCGACACUCUGCCUAUCGAUUUCCUCGAUGCAGUAAGAAGAAAACAAAGUCACUGCAUUAAAAUGACAGUGAAUUUUCACACCCAAAUUAGCACUCGCACUGACACUUAGCAAACGCAGCAGAAAAAAGUCGGUUUAGAAAACGAACACAGAUUCGAUGACAGCAUUUGAACCCGGCAUCAAUCCAUUCAUAAAUCAUGUGGAGAGGUUGGCUGGUGGCGUAUUUCAGGCAGAAGGCGCUCUGACAUUGACCCUGAGGUGGAAUUCGACUAACACAGCUGAGUUUGCACAACGGCCCGACAUUAUUGGCUCAGACAGAAGUCAGGCCGGGCACAGAUAGGACGCAGGAGCAGCCACUGCAACUAUACCUGCAAGAGCAAAUAAGAGUGGCAGUGUGCAGCGGCUCUCCAAACACAGCCUCUCCCCCGAGGUGUUGUACAUGAAGAAUGGGUCAUAUUUAGAGUCAUAUUAAAGAGGCGGGCUGCUCGGGGUCAGGGAUGGGCCAGCGGGUUUAAAAUGCCAGACAGCUGCUAUUACAUACUGUUGAUGUGAUAAGUUAAGAAUAGGCUCAUGUUUGCUGAACACUUGACACAGGAGCCUUGUACACUCUCUCUACAGUGACACUGGGAUGGAGUUCAGCCACAGGACAGUGGGUUAAAGUGUCAAAGAUGGAGGCACACUAAGAGAUGUCUGUUUAACACACACACACAAAAAAAGAUCUUCUUAGAGUCAGAUUCCUGGUCAAGAUAGUUUAUAUGUCGACUUCUUUGCUGCUCUUCGACAUGCAUGGUUGUCCAGCUAAAAGAAUGAUUAACUUUCUUCACAGCGUCUAUUAUUGCUCUCAGGAGUGGGCGAACUUAAUCCCAAUCUUCUCUGUAAUGUUGUUUUCACUCUCACUUAUCUUGUUUUCAUGGCAUUUAAUCUUUGUAAUAUGUCUUUGCAGUUAUCGAUCAUAUUGCUGCAGGUGAACCAUAGAUUAUGUUACAUGAGUAAACUGUAUAAGAGAGGACAACAUGCAAGAAAUGCUGUCUGAAUGAUUUAAGCAAUUUAAAGACAGUGGAAUAGUGAUAAGACGGUUCUGGACUAUUGUUAGAUGUAUUUUAUUGCCAUGUAAGAUACUGGAAGAUUGACAUCAAUAGUGAGAAGCUGAAGCCUCCCGGUUAACCAGUAUGUGGUUGAGUUUAGCUAAAUUUAACUGCUGGUGUGUAGGGAUGGGAAUCGAGAGCCGGUUCUUGUUGAGAACCAAUUCCAAAUGGUUCAACAACAUUUACGUUUUAUCUUAACGAUUCCUAUCUUCUGGGUGCCUUUGAAAACGGUUUUGCGAGUGCCAGUCUACCGGAACGAGAACAGAGACACAGAAAAAAGCAUGGUGGACGGUAUGAAAAGUAGGCAGAAACGAUCUAAAGCGUGGUUUAAUUUUACCAAGAGAGACGACAACAGCCCAACGUUUGUGGAGCAGUGAUAACAUUCAAAGGUGGAAACACCAGCAACAUGCUCAAACAUUUGUCAACGGGGCACGGCAUCAAAUACAUACAUUUUUUUAUAAAAUCUUAUCAAUCCCCAUCCCUGCUGGCGUGUCCUCUGAGAUCCCGAACCUCGUCCUGAGGAGGACAUUAACGUAUAUCCCAGAUUCUUUGGCUGUAGCUGUUGAGACAUGACCCCCAAUCAAUCAAAAUCCAGCUGUAUACUAUCCUAAAGGCAAUCUAAUCAAUAACUUGAUUGAUAAUUUGGUCUGGAAUAAAUUCAUCCACAUUCCUAAAGCAGCUAGCUCGUCUAAAACGGUUAUAACUUUGCUAACUUUUGAAUGAAAGUGUUGAUUUGAUGCUAACAUGUUCUGCUCAUGUCUUCAGGGAUACCGAGUACAAGGGGAUGCAGCUGUCUCUGGACCAAAUGAGUCCAACCAAGCCGGCCUUCCCCUACGCUGACAGUCACAGUGAAGACAGGAAGAGUACGAAGUCACGUCUGACCACGGCCAAAGCCAAAGCCAGAGUGUCACCCUACCCUCAGGUAAAACAAAGCCUGUAUUAUGGACUGAAGACAGAGAGGAGACUAUGUCCAGGCUUUAAAGUGGUUUUUGUAUGUCUGCCUACAGUUUACAGCUUUCAACCCAGAGCGUUCAGAGUCAGACCAAGACAGCCAAUGGGGAGGCAGCCCUCUGACAGACUCUGCGUCUCCCCAACUGUUGGAUCCCGGUGAUGCUUCUGAGGCUUCGUGUGCCUACCGACUGUACCCAGACUCUGGAUCCCUGUGCUACGGCCUGGGUCUAUCUGAAGAAGAUCUUGCCCACGCACAAGCACAUCCUCACACCACCACCUGCGACCGCGUGCGAUGCCAGAGUGGCCGCUACUUUCUUGGAACCCCUCAGUCAGGGAGAGAGAUGUGGUGGGACGCCACACGCUCAGUUCUCUCGCUGCCGAAGACGUCUGCAGAAAACAGCGAGGGCUACGAAAUCACAUCCUACCAUGGAGCCAUUCACGGUGAGGUGUCAGGGUUGAGACCACAACCAUCUGUCUCUGAAAAUAGCUCUGAUCUAGCUUGUCCUGGUAGCUGUUUUCCAAAUGUUAUUAUGGGACAUGCUAAGUUGUUUACGCCGUCUCUUGCCAGUGUGGCGAUUGCUACCAUCUGUUCAAAAAUUGCCUGCAAUUGAAAGCCAAGUUAUUCCACACCUCAAACAGGGAAUCAACCCCCCCUGUGCCUCUGCCAAGAGAUUCAGUCUAACAGACCAUGAUUCUGUAUGCAUUUAAAGAGAAAGAAACACACUCUCACAUAGGCGAGUGUAGAAUGAGCAACCGGCUCUCCAAACACCUAAAUAACUCAGGAUACAGGAUCGCUAGAUCAUGAGAAGUCUUGGACUUUGUGAAUGAAAGCACAAAGAGUCAAAUUACUUAUUAACAAAAUGUCAUUCACUGACUGAUCUGUUUUGUAAUGUGGCAAUGUUGAACUCCUCCCACAGGACGGGGUCACUGGGAUGAAGACAGUGUAGUGAGUUCACCUGAUGGAGGUGGGUCCACCAGUGAUUCAGGGGAACGCUACCACGGUGACCACUUUCGAGCAACCCCCAGGGAACCUAGCAAGAUGGAGACUCUUAUCCGAGCCACUCAGCAGAUGAUCAAGGAGGAGGAGACUCGUUUGCAGCAACACAAGGUGCCACUGGACGUCUCUGGACUCGCCAAAGCGCACAGCCCAUGCUUCACCGCCGCACUACCACACCACUCCCAGCUCACCAUGCCCAGCGUUGUGUGUCGAGGCCCUGGAGCCCCAAGCAUUGACCUCUCUUCUGAACGCCUUCAUCAUCGGGAUGGUGUUAAAGUGCUUGGUCCACAUGAUACCGAUGAAAACACAACCAGUCCAGCGUCCAUGUCUCGUCUCAGCAGCCCCAGCUCAGAUGGGAUCCCAAGAUCAGGCCUUUCUCUUGCCAAAGACUAUAUGCAGACAGAUCUAUCACCCCAUCCUUCACAGUCCCAAGGAAGCCCGCUGCUCUACGCAGCCCAAGAUCGACAAUCGCUGGACAGGCAAGCGGCCUACACUUUGACUGGGUACUCCUUGGAGCACCUGUACGACCCAGAGAACCUGAGGAGUUAUUCAGGCCUGGCUUGUGGGGGAGUCCAGUAUGAUGUGGCCUCGCAUGUGAGGAUGCAAGCCGAACAGAUGCAGGGGCACAAGGCCACCUCAGUUAUCAUAACCAAUGGGAGUUGA
Molecule: messenger RNA, 9052 nt
Organism: Xyrichtys novacula (pearly razorfish)
Lineage: Eukaryota; Metazoa; Chordata; Actinopteri; Labriformes; Labridae
Source: the annotation of a GenBank genome assembly